AUGAUGGCAACGCUGAGCCUGGAGCCCGCGGGCCGCAGCUGCUGGGACGAGCCGCUGAACAUCGCCGUGCGCGGCCUGGCCCCCGAGCAGCCCGUCACGCUGCGCGCCGCCCUGCGCGACGAGAGAGGCGCGCUCUUCCAAGCCCACGCGCGCUACUGCGCCGACCCCCACGGCGAGCUGGACCUGGCGCGCGCGCCCGCGCUGGGCGGCAGCUUCGCGGGGCUCGAGCCCAUGGGGCUGCUCUGGGCCAUGGAGCCCGAUCGGCCUUUCUGGCGCCUGAUCAAGCGCGACGUGCAGACGCCCUUCGUGGUGGAGCUGGAGGUGCUGGACGGCCACGAGCCCGACGGCGGGCGGCUGCUGGCGCGGGCGGUGCACGAGCGUCACUUCAUGGCUCCCGGGGUGCGGCGCGUGCCCGUGCGCGAGGGCCGUGUGCGCGCCACGCUCUUCCUGCCUCCAGAACCUGGACCCUAUCCUGGGAUCGUGGACCUUUUCGGAGUUGGAGGUGGCCUUCUGGAGUAUCGAGCAAGUCUGUUGGCGGGAAGGGGUUUUGCUGUCUUGGCUCUGGCUUAUUAUAACUACGAUGACCUACCCAAGGGCAUGGAUGCCAUGCGCUUGGAGUACUUUGAAGAAGCCGUGAACUACCUGCUCAGUCACCCUGAGGUGAAAGGUCCAGGAAUUGGGCUGCUUGGGAUUUCCAAAGGGGGUGAACUUGGCCUUGCUAUGGCCUCCUUCCUGAAGGGCAUCAAGGCUGCUGUCUUCAUCAAUGGCUCUGUGGCCGCUGUUGGGAACACCAUAAACUACAAGGAUGAGACUAUCCCUCCUGUGUCUUUUCUGAGAGAUCGAAUCAAAGUAACCAAAGAUGGCCUCUUGGAUGUUGUGGAAGGGCUUCAAAGCCCUUUGGUAGAGACGAAGAGCUUCAUCCCUGUGGAAAGGUCUGACGCCACCUUCCUGUUCCUUGUGGGUCAGGAUGACCGCAACUGGAAGAGCGAAUUCUAUGCCAAUGAGAUCUCCAAACGCUUACAGGCCCAUGGGAAGGAGAAGCCCCAGAUCAUCUUAUACCCAGAAGCGGGGCACUAUAUUGAGCCCCCUUACUUCCCCCUGUGCAAGGCUGGCAUGCACGUCAUGGUGGGUACUAAUAUCAUCUUUGGAGGGAAGUCUAAGCCUCAUGCCAUGGCCCAAGUGGAUGCGUGGCAGCAACUCCAGACUUUCUUCCACAAACACCUGGGUAGUAAGAAUUAGGGGUGUACAGGCUGGAAAGAUGGCUCAGCCAUUAAAGGCUAGGCUCACAAACAAAAAUAUAAG
This is a messenger RNA of Chionomys nivalis (European snow vole), 1302 nucleotides long. RefSeq names its product acyl-coenzyme A thioesterase 1. Gene Ontology annotation, biological process: acyl-CoA metabolic process; fatty acid metabolic process. The record is from RefSeq and is a predicted model, not a curated record. Gene Ontology annotation, molecular function: fatty acyl-CoA hydrolase activity. NCBI's taxonomy places the organism in Eukaryota, Metazoa, Chordata, Mammalia, Rodentia, Cricetidae. Bases 1 to 1239 code for a protein of 412 amino acids. The transcript has 3 exons.